Anopheles cruzii is the source of this 1326-nucleotide messenger RNA. RefSeq names its product epidermal growth factor-like protein 7 (gene slow). The transcript is spliced from 7 exons. Gene Ontology annotation, cellular component: extracellular region; cell surface. Gene Ontology annotation, molecular function: calcium ion binding; signaling receptor binding. The record is from RefSeq and is a predicted model, not a curated record. NCBI's taxonomy places the organism in Eukaryota, Metazoa, Arthropoda, Insecta, Diptera, Culicidae. Gene Ontology annotation, biological process: anatomical structure development. The coding region runs from base 1 to 1215 and encodes 404 amino acids.
AUGAGCAGAGAAUUAUCGCGCCAUCUGGUCGCGGUUGCGAUCGUGCUGACGCUGUGCUGCGAAAGUGUCUCGCGGGCGUUACAAGACUCCGCGACUGAGGCCGAUGCUGGCCACCACUACCAGCAGCAGCAGCAUCAGCGAAAGCACCACCACCACCAAAGGCAUCGGGCGCAGUCCGACCGCAGGAACCAGACGUCCUUAGGCCACUCGGCCAGCUACGCGCUAAUAAGUGGUCCUGCGAGCGUUAAUCGCGGAAACGAUUACGGCGUACGAUCGCUGAUCGAGCCUCACUUUCAUCACCACCAUCAGCAGCAGCCGCAACGGCCCGGGCAUGGGAGCCGUCAGGAUACUCCGCCCCAGCAUCGACGCCAUUCACGGGGCGGACAGCAUCACCAUCAGCCGGCCGGCGGAACGAUCCCGAACGGAUGGGGUAGGACGCUGGUGCAAGAGUCGGAAACGAAGCGGUCCCCCACGGGGGGAAGCGCAUCGUCUCGUCCCGUGAACCGAAUGCUCACGCGAAGCGUCAUCAGUUCGGGCGGAAGUCGUGGGUUGAACAGCACGAGCAAAAACGUGUGUACCGUUUACGUGUACCGCAAGUCGCUGGUCAAGACGCCCUUCCAACCCUGCACCGAUCUGGCAUCCUGUUCCGGCAUGCGCAUCUACAGCUACCCGAUGGCAAAGCGGGAAGUUUGUUGCCGCGGCUGGGAAUCGGCGACUACCGUUUCGGAAGGAUGCUUCAAGCCCGUUUGCCAAACGAAUUGUCGUAAUGGCGGCCAGUGCACGGCACCGGAUCGCUGCUCGUGCCCGAAAGGUUUCACCGGUGCACUCUGCGAGCUGGACGUAAACGAGUGUAAGGAGCAUAAACCGUGCGAUCAGACCUGCUACAAUACCGAAGGUUCGUUCUACUGCGCGUGCCGCGAAGGGUUUAUGCUGCACAGCGAUCGCCAAAGUUGCCGCAAGAUCGACGAAACGAACGACAUCGCCACGGAGGCACGCGAUAUGGAAAACGACGUAGAUUACGACAGUCUCGACACGCGGUUAACGAAACUCGAACAGAUGAUUUCCCGCGAGGAAAGGAGAUCGUUCGGUGAGAAACAGGAGCUCAACAAGAAGGUCCAGUACGCGAUGGAUGCCGUGUCGGUGCUAAAGUCGCAGGUGGCACGACUGACGCAACGGAUUUAUCCCUCGACGGAGUACGGAAAGCGGCCUCGGUGAGGACGGCUCCGGCUAACCAGCCAUCCACCGGCGUGCUAUGUUUUAGAAUGAAAGUCUUACAUUUAUUGUCCUUAAAAUGCUACAACUCUAUCGGGAUGCCUGUGUUCGUAU